This is a messenger RNA of Knipowitschia caucasica, 1299 nucleotides long. The record is from the annotation of a GenBank genome assembly. Lineage: Eukaryota; Metazoa; Chordata; Actinopteri; Gobiiformes; Gobiidae.
AUGGAGGUGACAGUCGCUGAGCAAAUGAAGAGUCUAAAUUUUGAGCCUGAAAACACGGACUCUUCAAAACAAUUGGAUCUGGUCCAAUUACAAAAUGGAAAAAUGGACGGACACAGGUCAGAGGAGACGCCAGAGACGACUCAGGCCUCACAGACCUUACUGGUUCCAAAAGAUGAGGAGGUGGCAGUGACCAUCCAGAAGAAAGCAGAGACCGACGUGACCAUCCGGACCAACGCAGAGACCGACGUGACCAUCCAGACCAACGCAGAGACCGUCGUGACAGAGAAGGAGCCAGCGACUAAAGCUUUAGUGGAAUAUGUGAACUCUGAGGACUCUGAGGAAGACUCUGAAUCCGACAGUGACGGCUCCUCUUCGUCCUCUUCUUCGUCUUCCUCCUCGUCUUCCUCGGCUCCGUCUGUCCGCAUGAUGGAGGACGACGACGAAGGCUUCAGCCAACCAGUUCCCAUCAAAGUCCAGGGAGAACUGCUGCUCGAGGAGCUGCCGGAGGUGGAGGUGGUGACUGUGACGUUACCAGAACACGCAGAGCUGCAGCCUGUGGGAGCCGUCUCCAAUGUUCUGGAUCGACUGGUCGUGGUGCAGUCUCUCAAAGACACUCCUCCUCUGAAAGAAGACAGCCUCCUCUUCACCUCCGACCGAACCUCUGUGGGAAAGGUGUUUGAAGUGUUCGGUCCGGUCUGCAGCCCGUUCUACCUCCUGAGGUUCAACACAGAGCAGCAGAUCCACGACAGAGGCCUGACCCUGGGACUGCCGCUGUUCUGCGCCCCCAACAUCAAAGAGUACACAGAGUACAUCCUGAUGCAGCAGCUGAAACUAAACGAAGGCUCUGACGCCUCCUGGAAGAAUGACAUUGAGCCCCCAGCAGAGGCUUUGGAUUACAGCGAUGACGAGAAAGAAAAAGAGGCCAAAAAAAGACACAAAAAGAGGAACCAUAACAAUAUAGAUAACUCCACCCCUCAGACCCGCCCCCCUCAGCACCAGCAGCACCAGCAACAGCAGUACGACACCAGGACGUUCCCCCCUCGACACCAGCAGCGGCCCCCGUUCAGACCCCAGAACCAGAGGAGCCCUGGCUUCCGCCCCUCCAGACCCCCGCCUCCCUCUCACCAUCACCCUCACCACGCCUACCCGCCCCCGCCCUGCCCUUACCCCCCUCCCCCGCCUCCUCAACUGCCUCCAAACUUCCACAUGUACCCCCCGCCUCCCGCCUUCUUCAACCCGGCCUUCGCUGCUCCGUUCUGGCCUCCUCCCCCUCCCCCUCCUCCCCCUCCUCCACAGUGA